This is a messenger RNA of Desarmillaria tabescens, 1548 nucleotides long. RefSeq names its product cyclin. Gene Ontology annotation, cellular component: cyclin-dependent protein kinase holoenzyme complex; cytoplasm; nucleus. The coding region runs from base 1 to 1548 and encodes 515 amino acids. Gene Ontology annotation, biological process: regulation of cyclin-dependent protein serine/threonine kinase activity; mitotic cell cycle phase transition. NCBI's taxonomy places the organism in Eukaryota, Fungi, Basidiomycota, Agaricomycetes, Agaricales, Physalacriaceae. The record is from RefSeq and is a predicted model, not a curated record. Gene Ontology annotation, molecular function: cyclin-dependent protein serine/threonine kinase regulator activity. The transcript has 6 exons.
AUGGCAACCAACACUCGCGCGCCCCAACGUCGUUUACCUCAACGCGGAAAGACCGAUGAAAACGCUACAAGUCGACAUAUACGCCAGCACUCAGCGUCGUCUCGCUUAACUCAAAAGGAGAUUAACGGUGUCAAGGUUAACCUUCUUCGACCCGCCUUGGGCGAGGUCACGCUGAAGGCGGUUAAUCGCAAGGAGAGCACCAGCAAGUCCGUGCUGGGUAACAAAGAAGAUGUACCACUCAAACCAGCUCGGCCAGUUCUCAGCACAACUACCGUUCAACGUGUCCCACUAGGUCCCGCCCGAGCUCAAGUGGCGCCUCCCGUCGCUAACGUCGUCAAUGCUCGCGUACCUAUCAUUCCAGCCCCACGUCCCCAUAUCCCAAUCCUCAGUCAUCGCCGUGUACCUCGCGUUCCCCCACCACCAGUAGUAUUUUAUGACGACCCAGCAGAAGAUGUCGAAGAGGACGCAGGAGAUGAUAUGGACAUUGAGGAUGUCCCGGUGCAUGCAUUACCACCUCCUGAGCAGGCACAAAUGAGUGUUGAAGGCGAGGAAGAAGUCGAAGCUAUGAUAGUCGUUGAGGAUAGAGAAGAGGCUCAGGAAGAGGAAGAAACUGAAACUCCGCAGGUCUAUGUUUGGCCCGAUGCGCCCACACACCGGAGAUUGAAGUACGCGCGAGAGGUUGAAGCCAUUCGCGAAGUCUUUGAAGAUGACCCUGACUAUGACCCCGCUAUGGUUGCAGAGUAUGCGGACGAAAUAUUUGAGUACAUGCAGAAGCUAGAGGAGGAAGUGAUGCCGAAUCCCGACUACAUGGACUCUCAGCAGGAGAUUACCUGGGAGAUGCGACAGACGCUUGUGGACUGGUUGCUUCAAGCUCAUCUGCGCUACCAUAUGAUUCCGGAAACUGUUUGGAUCGCAAUCAAUAUCGUCGACCGGUUUUUGUCCAAGCGAGUUGUUUCCUUGGCCAGACUUCAGCUUGUCGGCAUCUCUGCCUUAUUCAUCGCCGCUAAGUACGAAGAGAUCAUGGCGCCGUCAGUGGAUGAGUUUGUGGCGAUGGCUGAAAACGGCUACACUCGCGACGAAGUUCUCAAAGGCGAACGCAUCAUCCUGCAGACUCUAGGCUUCCAUAUAUCGCAUUAUUGCUCUCCAUACAGCUGGAUGCGUAAAAUCAGUCGAGCGGAUGACUACGAAAUCCAGACAAGGACACUUUGUAAAUUCCUGGUGGAAGCAACACUCCUCGAUUAUCGAUUCCUCCGUGCAAAGCCUAGUUUAGUGGCAGCUGUUGGGAUGUACACGUCGCGGAUAAUGCUGGGGGGUGGCUGGAACGAGGCAUUUGUUUUCCACUCUGGCUUUACAGAGGAGCAACUGGUCCCUGGUCAUGAGCUUCUCAUCGAAAAAUUGGCCGAAAGAAGUUUCGCUCGGCUGUAUCUUGUCAAAAAGUACGCCAAUAAAAAGUUCCUGAAGGCAUCUACCUUCGCAAUCAAGUGGGCACGAGGGGUCGUCGAUGGGACUGGAUGCACAGAUACAAUGCUCCGUGAUGACCAGGUGUGA